Penaeus vannamei (Pacific white shrimp) is the source of this 487-nucleotide messenger RNA. The record is from RefSeq and is a predicted model, not a curated record. Lineage: Eukaryota; Metazoa; Arthropoda; Malacostraca; Decapoda; Penaeidae.
UCUACAUCAAAGCCGAGGCCGAAACCGCGAGAGACCCUUCGGACAGUGUUCAGCUGAUCUAUGUCAACACAACGUCGUCGUGGAGCAUUCUCGAACGGACGUGUGAUUGGGAAGAAGCAGACCUAGAGCCAUGCCUGAGGUAGACCAGAGUAAGGAAGUGAAGGUAGAGAAGGUACAGGAGGUGGAGGUGGAAGGAAAAGUUGAGGAGGAGGUUUCAGAGGAAUGGCUUGAUGUCUUAGGAAGUGGAGACCUCAAAAAGAAGGUGAUAAAACCAGGAGUAAUUGACUCAAGACCAGUAAAAGGUGACACGGUUACAGUUCGAGCAGCUGGAAGGCUUGACGAUGGCAAAGAAGUGGAUGUUCACGAUGAACUUACAUUCACAGUUGGAGACAGCGAGGUGGUACUUGGAUUGGACAUGAUUGUGCCUCUGAUGGAUAAGGGAGAAAUGGCAGAAGUUUACAUCGGUGCCAGGUAUGACCAGUAUUGA